CAGGGCGUGGCAGCGCCCCCCUGCGGUGUUCACUGGCAACGAGCACAGGUCAGAUGAUCGAGCUACGUUGUAAAUAGACAGCAGCGAUCCGCCGUGGCCAUGCCUUCGCAGACGCUUUAAAUCCCCUCCGCCAGAGCAGAUCCUGCCGCUCGCUCGCCCGUUAUCUUGCGACACCGCUCCUCCAGCUUCCCCGGGUCAUUUCGGCGCGUUGAGCCGUCGGUAAAAGUAUGUACCGGUCUCUGUACGCCUUCCGAUCCGCGGAGCCCAACUCGCUGCACUUCGCGGCCGGGGAAAGCUUCCUAAUUCUGGAGAGGAGCAACAAACACUGGUGGCUGGGGUCCCGCUGCAGCUCGGGGGAAACCGGCUACAUCCCCGCCUCAUACAUCGAAAAAAUACAGGCUCCAGAGCAGGAUGACGUGUUGCAGUCUAUUGACAGAGCAAUCGAAGGCAUACACAACGUGGCCUUAAAAAAUGGAGGCAAAUACAACCUGGAACAGCGAGAUGUUCUGCAAAAGUUGAUCCAUCACAGAAAGGAGACCCUUGCACGGCGAAGUUCCUCCUCCUCCGGUCAUAAACAAGGCCUCCCUUCUUCCAGCAGUGAAAUAUCUCUCAGUCAAACUCCCCCUCCACCCAAUGGCCUUAACCGAGACUACGGACGACAGGGAAGCGUGCCGUUAUCAGGAAGCAUGGACAAUAUGCAAGCAGAACAGGGCUUUUACCAGGUGCCUCCUCAGCCUCGACGUGCGGCUCCGAUCACCCCUCCUCCCCCUGAGAAACAGAGAAACAGCCGCCGUCCAGCAGAGCCGGAGGUCCCCUCCAGAGUGUCCUCUCUUCCUCCGUCCCCUGCUCCCUCCCUCUCAAUCAGCACCCCCUCUUUGGAGUCAGGCUCCUCCCACUCUCUGGUCUCCUCUGAUGUCAGUUUGCCAAGUGUUUCCAGCACCCCCCCCCCUCCUGUGCCAUCCCGUGUCAAGCCCUCUCUGCCGCCUCUGGACAUUUUUUCCUCUGACUCUCCUCCUCAGCCAGCUCCUGCAAAGAAAAGCCAGGCGCCACAGCCUCCCCAGCCCACCCCCCCUUUACAGCCGGCUGUGGAGAACCAGCCAGAGAGUGAAUGGCCCCUUGCCCCCCCGUCAGUUGCUGAAAGCCCUCCUGGCAGCCCCACUACCUCCGAGCCGGUUCCCAUGACUAUUGGGGCUGAACUGAUCGAGCUGGUACGGAGGAACACGGGCUUGAGUUACGAGCUGUCGCGGGUCGCCGUCGGCGUGGUGGUCGGCCGCCUGCAGACCGCUUUACCUCAAGCCUCCUCCGACUUGGAGCAAGUUCUCCUGUCGCUGGUGGAGAGCAAGGAUUCAAGUGCAGCGCUGCCACAGGGCCAGGUGUGUCAUGACGAACAGCGGCUGGAGGUGAUCUUCAGCGACCUCGCCCGUCACCGGGACGAUUCACAGCAGCGUAGCUGGGCGCUUCACGAAGACCACGCUCUCAUCGCCUGCUACCUGGAGGAGCUGCUGAAGAUUCUGACUGAUGCAGAUCCAGAGGUGUGUAAGAGGAUGUGCAAGGCCAACCACUAUGAGAAUGUGCUCUCUCUGGUGUCAUAUUAUCAGAUGGAGCAUCGUGUGUCUUUGCGGCUGCUGCUGCUCAAAGUGUUCGGGGCGAUGUGCAGCCUGGACGCUGCCCUCAUCUCCACCCUCCUCAACUCCAUCCUCCCCAUGGAGCUGGCCAGAGACCUACAGACAGACACACAAGAGCACCAGAAGAUGUGUUACACAGCUUUGGUGCUAACUAUGAUCUUCUCAAUGGGCGAACAGGUGCCAUAUCAUCACUACGAACACUUGAAUGCUGACUUUGUUCAGUUUCUGCUGGGUGUGGUGGAGGACGGGCUUCCCUCUGAUCCCACAGAGCAGCUGCCUGACACCUUCCUGAACCUCCUGCUGGCCUUCAACCUGCACCACUCAACACCCAGCAACAACGUGAUCAUGAAGGAACUGAAGAUGAAAAAUGUCAAGAUCCUGUCUGAGAAAGUGCUGCUGCUUCUGAACAGAGGCGACGAUCCUGUGUGUGUUUUCAAACACACCCCACCUGCACCGCAUGCAGUGCUCAAGUUUCUGCAGGAUCUUUUCGCCAGCAGCGAUACGGCUGACAUCUUCUACCGCACUGACAUGAUGGUGAUGAUCGACAUCGCCGUCCGGCAAAUAUCUGACCUUUCACCUGGAGACAAGCUGCGGAUGGAGUAUCUCUCGCUCAUGCACUCCAUAAUGCGCUCCACCGACUACCUGGAGCACCAGCACCGCCUGUCUGACCUGCAGGGGGCGCUGCAGAGGAUUCUCAGGGAGGAGGAAGAUCCCGGAGAGGAUGAGGGGAGCGCUACAGCAAAACAGAUGGAUAAGCUAAUUGUACAGCAGAUCUACAAGGAGUUCCCACAGAUCCGUGAGAACCAGGACUAACCAUAUCGGUAUCAUGCUCACACACUGUAGUCUGCUCCCAUCUCGACUGCAGGGAGGUACGAUAAAGCUUGAGAGAAGAAGAACUGAUGUUUGAUGGGAUGCCCUGUAUUCUGUGCCAGCCUGUACUGAGAGAAGCAAACCAGUUUCGCCAAUGUUCUCUUGUACUCGUAGUUUGGGGCUGCAGCAUUCAUGUGAUGUUGAUUUCAGAAAGAUCUUCCUGUUUUUCACAGCCCUCUGAAUCAAGAUGAGUUUCAUUUGAGUGGGAGGUUUUGCUUCCAGAAGGGAGAAGUAUGUGACAAAUGCACAAAAAACCUGUGAGGUUUAGUCAUACAUGGAGAUUAUAAAUCUAGGCCAAGCCUUGGAGCUCUUCUCACCGUGAAUUCUUAGCAAUAAUUACCUUAAAAAUCAUACAUGAACUAACUGUACUCAAAGUAUUUUGAAAUUAAAGUAACGGCAACCACGACUAAACCUUAUUCUAACCAAAGUAACUUUAACCAAAUUGAUUUUAGAACCAUGCAAAGUUUUGGGAUGAAAAGGCAGAUUUGAAAAUAUGCUCAAAUAACUGCGACACUACACCAACGGUUGUGAGGAUACGUUGACCCUUUAUGUGCUUCCCUCAUAGUGGGGCCAAACUACUGUGUGUUACUGAGAGCAUUAUUUUCUUCAUAGCUCCAUCAAACUGACUUCCUCUUUCAUUCACCCCCUCAUUCAUCGUAUUUGAAAUUGCAAUCAAGUUGAACAAGUGUAUUAUCAUAGUGAGAAAAAGCACACUCUGACUCACGUUAUCAUUACGAAGCUUUUAGCUGAGUAACUUGCUGCUACAUAUUGAGUCUCUGCUCUGGCUCCGUCUGCAGUUUUCUUAAUCUGGUACGUUUGUAUCUUUACUGCUUUUCAAACACUUAAAAACCAUCGCUCUGUACUUACCUAUGCUAAGAUCCUCAAGCGUCAGAAGCCAGUGACUGUUUACAGAUUAAUGUCAGUCGGACUGGAGGGUUUUUGUCCAUAUGCUGCAUUCAUAUUCAAGCUAAAUAUGACAAUAAGGCUUUUAACAACUUGUUGUAAAAUACUGAGUCUGAGGUAAUGCAGGGCAUUUCUUUUUUCUCCUCAUGGUCUUAUACUUUAACAGCAACAUGUACCUUUGCCUUGUUUCUUCCCCAUGAUGUAGUGAUUGAUGUUGUUCUCCCAUCUUACACUAGCUUAUCUGUUUUUGUCCCUAGCAUGGCUUCUCUGUGUGGAAAGUGUCUCUGAGAAGGUAGACACAAUCCAAAUGUGGUAUCAGAUUUUAGUUAAUGUCCAAGUACUCAUUGAGUGUCUGUUUACAGUGUUUGAGAGAGAGAGAGAGAGAGCUGACCGUCUCCUUUCCCUGAUUAACAUUUUCUGCAAAACUGCUACAACUGUGUCAUAAUAUAACUAAUAAAGCUAUAUUUUAACAGUG
Molecule: messenger RNA, 3873 nt
Organism: Xiphias gladius (swordfish)
Lineage: Eukaryota; Metazoa; Chordata; Actinopteri; Istiophoriformes; Xiphiidae
Product: NCK-interacting protein with SH3 domain-like
Exons: 13
Coding region: 228-2438 (736 amino acids)
Biological process (GO): endocytosis
Molecular function (GO): protein binding; Arp2/3 complex binding
Source: RefSeq, a predicted model, not a curated record